This is a messenger RNA of Cephus cinctus (wheat stem sawfly), 2422 nucleotides long. RefSeq names its product 5'-AMP-activated protein kinase catalytic subunit alpha-2 (gene AMPKalpha). Gene Ontology annotation, cellular component: cytoplasm. Lineage: Eukaryota; Metazoa; Arthropoda; Insecta; Hymenoptera; Cephidae. The coding region runs from base 231 to 1802 and encodes 523 amino acids. Gene Ontology annotation, biological process: intracellular signal transduction; protein phosphorylation. Gene Ontology annotation, molecular function: ATP binding; protein serine/threonine kinase activity. The record is from RefSeq and is a predicted model, not a curated record. The transcript is spliced from 10 exons.
ACAUGUUUUCAGAAAGGUACGAAAAAUAGUCAGUUCACUAUUGCUUUUGAGCCAUUUACGGGAUUAGGAUGGAAACAUGUAAAUAAUGUCAGGUGAUUGAAAAUUGUUAGCCAUUCUUGGCUCCCAUUGUUGUGUUUUCUCGUUUUAAUAAUUUACUUUUAAUACUGGGAAUGAGUUAUAAUCUUUGACCUCGAGAAGAUUGUUAUAUACGUACCACAGAAACCAUCAAGAUGUCGGAUAAGAUACAAACAGGACAGCCACAACCUAUUGUGAAGAUAGGACAUUAUACUCUAGGGCAGACACUCGGUGUUGGAACAUUUGGAAAAGUAAAAAUUGGUGAACAUGUUUUGACAAAGCAUAAAGUUGCUGUUAAAAUCCUUAACAGACAAAAAAUUAAAAGCUUGGAUGUAGUGGGAAAGAUCCGUAGAGAGAUUCAAAACUUGAAACUGUUUCGACAUCCUCAUAUUAUUAAAUUAUAUCAAGUAAUAAGUACUCCGACAGACAUAUUUAUGAUAAUGGAAUAUGUGUCUGGUGGAGAACUCUUUGACUAUAUUGUCAAACAUGGAAAGUUGAAGGAAUACGAAGCACGCAGAUUCUUCCAACAAAUUAUUUCAGGGGUGGAUUACUGCCACCGUCACAUGAUAGUUCAUCGCGACUUAAAGCCAGAGAAUUUACUUCUAGAUCAUAAUCUUCACGUGAAGAUUGCAGAUUUUGGUUUAUCGAACAUGAUGAUGGAUGGUGAAUUUUUACGUACGUCCUGCGGUUCGCCAAAUUACGCAGCACCUGAAGUAAUAUCCGGAAAAUUAUAUGCUGGUCCAGAAGUUGAUAUCUGGUCUUGUGGAGUAAUAUUAUAUGCUCUACUAUGUGGAACACUACCAUUCGAUGACGAACAUGUGCCAACGCUGUUUCGCAAAAUUAAAUCGGGAAUCUUUCCCAUCCCAGAAUAUCUAAAUAAGACCGUAGUAAGUUUAUUAUGCCAUAUGCUACAAGUUGAUCCAAUGAAGCGGGCGACUAUCGAGGAUAUCAAGAAACAUGAAUGGUUCCAGAAGGAUCUCCCAACGUACUUGUUCCCAUCUCCAGUAGAACAAGAUUCCUCGGUGAUUGACAUCGAUGCAGUUAAUGAAGUCUGCGAGAAAUUCAAUGUCAAAGAGGCUGAAGUUCAUGCAGCUCUCCUUAGCUGCGAUCCUCACGAUCAGUUGGCUAUUGCCUACCAUUUGAUCAUAGAUAACAAAAGAAUUGCAGAUGAGGCUGCCAAAGCAGAGUUAAAGGACUUUUACGUAGCAUCAAGUCCACCACCAGUAGCUUUUACUUCAAGCGAUGUAAAUAAUAGUCCACUACGACCACAUCCUGAGCGAAUUGCCCCAGCACUGCGGGAGCGUCAGAGCUCUUUAAGUAGUGUCUCGGUACCAGUACAAGGUGCAGGUCAAGGCGGAAAUCGUGGAACUCCUGUAAAACGAGCAAAAUGGCAUUUGGGAAUCAGAUCUCAAUCUAAACCAAAUGACAUAAUGAACGAAGUGUAUCGUGCCAUGAAAGCCCUUAACUUUGAAUGGAAAAUAAUAAACGCAUACAGCGUCAGGGUGCGUCACAAAAACACUCUCACUGACAGACACAGUAAAAUGUCCCUGCAACUGUACCAAGUCGAUUACAAAAGUUAUCUGCUUGAUUUUAAAUCCCUAUCCAGUGAAGAAACUGAGGAUUUUACUGGACGAGAACCUUCUCUUCCACCACCUCAGGCUACAGGUCACCAUACUAUGGAAUUCUUUGAAAUGUGCGCAGCAUUGAUCACCCAAUUGGCACGAUAAAUAAAGGAAAUAACGCUUCUAUGGCCGACAGGUACCUUUAUAUUCUAUCAAUGACAUUGACUGUAUUUUUAACGAUUGUAAUUCCGACAAGAGCUAAGGGUGUACAUAUGGUGUUGGAAACCAAAGAAAAGAUGGCACCAGAACCACAGCCAUUAGCGCCUUUCUUUCCUACCCAGUUAUGUUUUCCUAUCGAAGAAACAAGCGACCCUCAGGAAUACUAUCUAAAAGCUUUCGUAUGGUCCUAUCAUUGACAAACAUAGCAACGUGACUGACAUAAACAAAUGUUUGCCAGAGAUAUCGGAUAAUAGAGAAUUACUAAAAGUAGCUAAACGUAUAAUCGCAAACGAGCUAUCAUUAUAACGAAGUAAUGGGGAAAAAAGUAAAUGGUACAUCGGGUUUAAAAUAAACCAUGUAUGAAGUUUCAAAAAAUCCAUAGUCCGUAAUAGCGAGAAAAAAAUAAAGAAAAUGCCUUAGACCACUGGAGCAAGGGUCAAAGUGUAAUCACCGAAAUCGUAUAUGGAAGUUUUAGUGAUGUUUUUUGUAUUCACAAAAAACUCGUUCACAGGUAUUAUAAGGGAUGAUAUACUGCUGUUCGAAAUAAAACUAUAUCGUAAAACAUA